Messenger RNA from Sorghum bicolor (sorghum), 709 nucleotides. Its product is annotated as 40S ribosomal protein S25-4. The transcript has 4 exons. NCBI's taxonomy places the organism in Eukaryota, Viridiplantae, Streptophyta, Magnoliopsida, Poales, Poaceae. The coding region runs from base 134 to 460 and encodes 108 amino acids. Gene Ontology annotation, cellular component: cytosolic small ribosomal subunit. The record is from RefSeq and is a predicted model, not a curated record. Gene Ontology annotation, molecular function: structural constituent of ribosome.
ACCAGGCUCACUAUAUAAAACCAACCCACCUCAGUCCUCAAAACCCUAGCCAGCGCCGGCGCCGCAGACUCCUCCCCUUCGCUCCGUUCCCUUGCGCCGCCGUCGCCGUCCACGCGCCGCCGCCCCUGCCGAGAUGGCCCCGAAGAAGGACAAGGCCCCGCCGCCGUCGUCGAAGCCCGCCAAGUCCGGCGGUGGCAAGCAGAAGAAGAAGAAGUGGAGCAAGGGUAAGCAAAAGGAGAAGGUGAACAACGCUGUGCUGUUCGACCAGGCCACCUACGACAAGCUGCUCUCUGAGGUGCCCAAGUACAAGCAGAUCACCCCCUCCGUCCUCUCCGAGCGCUUGAGGAUCAAUGGCUCCCUUGCUCGGAGGGCCAUCAAGGACCUGAUGGCGCGUGGCCUCAUCCGGAUGGUCGCUGUCCACUCAAGCCAGCAGAUCUACACCAGGGCAACCAAUACCUAAGGAUGGGGAAGAGCCUGUAUCUGCCCUCUCUGUAGUAGGAGCUCGUCAUCUUUAGAGCAGUUGUCAUCUUUGUCAAGAGUUUGCUAAUAUUAUGUUACCUGUGACCUGUGGCUGAAACAUUUCAGAGAUUUUGAGUACUAGUUGUGUACUAUGGUUUGCCUUAUAAAUUACCUGGCCUCAAUAUCUUUUUGUUCGAAGGAUCAUUGGUAUUUUACCAUGAAAUCAUUUUGUUGGCAGCUUCUGUCUAAA